This is a messenger RNA of Durotheca rogersii, 1292 nucleotides long. RefSeq lists its product as uncharacterized. The record is from RefSeq and is a predicted model, not a curated record. The transcript is spliced from 3 exons. Bases 111 to 986 code for a protein of 291 amino acids. Lineage: Eukaryota; Fungi; Ascomycota; Sordariomycetes; Xylariales; Xylariaceae.
CAACGGCAGUCCUCAAAGGAAUCUUUCCGGUAUCAAGGAGUUUGCAACCUCGCACCCGUACCAACACUGGAGCGUUGCUCUGGCGCAAAACAUACGGCAGCAUUACCAUCAUGGGCCUAGAAGACGACGCGCCGCCGCCGUAUAGCCGCUAUCCCGAGCCAGAACCAGCCGGGAGGCUGAGCGUCGCGCCGGACCUGCCGCCGGCGCUCCCGCCGCGACCUCAACAGGCCCCGCGGCGCACGUCUUUCCCGUCACCGCCGGCGGCCGCCGCCGCGGGCCCGCAGAAGUUCCCCGCGUUCUGGACGCUGCGGCGGCGCGGCGGCGCGAGGGACGAGUACUACAUCGCGGCCGACGGCGACCCGUCGCGGGCCGUCUUCGCCGUAACAUCGCACGCGCCGGACGCCGCCGGGCGGCAGCCGCACCUGACGCUGCACGACGGGCCCGGUCGCGACGCCCCGCCCCUCGCGCGCGGGGGCCCGCACAAGACGCUCGCCGGCGGCGUCCACUCCGUGCUCUUGCUACCCGGCGCUGGUAGCGGCGUCGCGCCCGAGGAGCCGCUGCGCACCGUGAUUAGCUGGCCUCACAUCUCGUACGCGUUCGACGCCGACGUCGGCACCGCCGAUCCUAGCCGCUCUGGAUGGCUGCGGCGCGAGACCUUCGAGUGGCGGCAUAGCGCCGGCUCGGCUGUCGCGUCGCUCGACGCCGCGCCGGUGGGGUGGAAACUCAUCCGGACCUCGCCCGACCCGCCGCCCGGUAUCAGGAGCGACGACUGGGCUUUUCUAAGUGGUGGGGAGUUCUCGAGCGAUGGGAAGGAGAUCGUUGCCGUGUGGGCGGACGUGAGAGGUCUUCGUCCGGGACCGAGUGAGCUCAUGAAAUUUCGAUUCUUAGGUUCAGGAGCCAGUGGCGUUCUGGGUGAGCGCUGGGCGACCAUGGCCGCAAUAUCUGCGAUGAGGAUGUGGCAGCAAGGGGAGAUGGCGAGGCGAUGAGAGAUGCCCGGGCUGGGAUCUCGCCUACCUAAUCCGCAAGUGUCCGGCGAGGCCACGGGCUGUCCUAUAUUACGAGGCCCGGCUAAGAGGAAGUCACAACGAGGUCUGGGCUCAGGUCUGCCGUAGACGCCGCCGUGUAAUACACUCGGCUACCCCUUUGCUUCUGUUACCGCUGGGGAUUUCUUAACCGGCUGGACUGGGUUAAACCGUCAAAUACGAGCUUAUUAGGUCGGGGUAUAGCCCCUCAUGGCGGGCGCCAGGCCGUGACUAGGCGAAAUUGCCCUGCAGACAGCCCAUAGAGUGUGC